Messenger RNA from Asterias rubens (European starfish), 2051 nucleotides. Its product is annotated as elongator complex protein 6-like. Lineage: Eukaryota; Metazoa; Echinodermata; Asteroidea; Forcipulatida; Asteriidae. Gene Ontology annotation, biological process: tRNA wobble uridine modification. Gene Ontology annotation, cellular component: elongator holoenzyme complex. The coding region runs from base 398 to 1135 and encodes 245 amino acids. The transcript has 7 exons. The record is from RefSeq and is a predicted model, not a curated record.
CGAACUCCCGCCGUCAACCAAAAUGAAAUCAAAAAGAAAAGCUUGCCCUCUGUCGGGUUAUCACAUUUACGUUACGAGUAUGAGAUAGUGACGUCUUGGAUUAAGACUUGACUAGGACUUGACCGUAGAAAAUGGACCCUUUCUCAUGAACUUGACUUAGUAAUGAGUGGACAAUUUGUCGUUUUGCAUCAGACUGAUUGUAACGCCAUUAUUGUAACUGGAUAACAGAAAACCAAUACACAGUUUAGAUUGUGCAUGGUGGUCAACAGAAGAAAAAGGCAUGGCAGCGGGCGUGAGGAGAGGUGAAUUUAUUCCAGGUGUAUGUUAGCCAGUAAGAGGGGCAUCAACAGCUACGGUUGCAUCGUGCGUGGCCGCACUGAAUUUCGAGGGUCAACUGAUGCUUGUAACAGAUUCAUUGACAGACGGAAGUUUUCUCAUCCAUCAUUUUCUCUCUGUAUUCCUAAAAGGUGACCACAAGGUUUGUUUCUUAGCCUUAGCGCAGUCAUUCAGCCAUUACAGUGCCGUUGCACAGAAACUAGGAGUGAAUCUCGGUAUUGCAAGAAGGAACGAGCAGCUAACAUUAGUCAAUGGUUUAGACUUCUCACUGCAGCUAAUGCAUGAUGGCAUGGAGGAAAGCCAUAAAGAUGAACGGAUGAUAUUACAGUGUCUAAAAGAUGACAAAGUUUCAGUCAGACCGUUGUACAACAUCAUCACAGAGUCAUUUGCCCAAGACCACCAAGAGAACAGUGGUAGCAGAUUGAUUUUAAUUGAUGACUUGAGUGUGCUGAUCUCAUUGGGACUGACUGUUCAGCAAGUGAUGCAGUUCAUUCACUACUGUCAGACUUCACAGCCUGAUGCAACCAUAGUGUGUUUAGUACACUCUGAUGCUGAUGUGGAGGAUGAUAUCAAUCUGUCUCUAAUCACACAUCUCAGGCAUCAGUGCCAUUGCUUCCUUCAAGUACAGGGAUUAGGAAGUGGUUUCUCAAAGGAUAUUCAUGGACAGUUAACGAUCAUCAAGAGGGAUCCAGAUGGUACCAGACCAAACCGCAACCAACCGGAUAGGACUCUGCAGUACAAAAUACUGGACAAGUCUGUGACAUUUUUCGCUGUUGGGACAUCAUCAGCUGUGUUAUGAGACAAGCCACUUUGUGACUUUUGGAUUGUGAACAUCAAUAACAAGGGUCAGCUGUCUGCUGUUUCUCAUUAUUUAUAUGCAUGUGUCUGUAUCUGUAUCUUCACGAGCCGCAUAAACAAAAACUGGCAUACUGCACAAUCUCCUCAUAUCAGGAUCUACACAGGUGACUGAGCAGCAAGAUUGACAUAAAGUGGCCCCCUGAUGUCUCAGAUUAAACUGUAAUUGAAUAAAACAAUUGGUGUCAAUUACAGCUUGUCAAGCUCCUGUAAGGACUGCUCGCCAGGGCAACUGUGAAAUCAAGUCACUGGUGAUGUGGGCAGCUGUUCAAAGGCCAGCUCCACACUCGGGCUUAACCAUCCAAAACAUUUCGCCCGGAAUCAACCAUGAUCAGUACGGCAUCUGUUAUUAUCGGCACUAAGCUGCUCUGGGCAGGUGACAUUCGAGUGGCUUGGUUUGUCUAUAUAGCCAUGCAGCAUUGAUGUCGACUUUAGUUCAAACUUCUUCCCAUUGAUGUGUCGCCCAGGAGACUGGAUUGUGAUAGUCAGCAUUACAUAAUAAAAGUGUUCUUUAUUGAGGAAGGCAGGCAGACACAGAACGAGGAACAUUAGAUCAAACUUUUCUAAAAAUGCCACCAUAACAAGAUCAGAAGCCCCCCCCCCCCAGGUAGAAAGUUCUUCUUUUUAAUAAUAAUAAUAACAAGUUCUUAUAUAGCGCAUUUCACAAAAACCUUCUCAAUGCGCUUUACGAUCCUGAUUCCCUUCAAAUGUAAAUCCUCAUAGUGCAACUGAUCAGGGUUAUAACAUUGUUAUCCACACAUUUGUGGCGAGUCUUGCUGAAAACUGCAGGCCUCAAAAUAACCCAUGGCACCCACAGCAAUUGCCCAAGUGCCGUGUGCUUUUGCUGUGGUGCCCUGUGC